Molecule: messenger RNA, 441 nt
Organism: Metarhizium album ARSEF 1941
Lineage: Eukaryota; Fungi; Ascomycota; Sordariomycetes; Hypocreales; Clavicipitaceae
Product: ubiquionol cytochrome C reductase hinge protein
Exons: 4
Coding region: 1-441 (146 amino acids)
Biological process (GO): mitochondrial electron transport, ubiquinol to cytochrome c
Source: RefSeq, a predicted model, not a curated record
AUGGGUAUCUGGGACGCCUUUUGCGACAUCGUCGAGGCCGUUACGCCAUGUGGCGUUGUUGAGGCCGAAGCUCCUGCUCAGAGUCCCAAGGAGGAGCAGGCCGCCGAGACCGAGUCCAAGGACGAAGGGGCGUCUGAGGACGCUGCUGAGGAAGCUACCGAGGGCGCCGAGGACGCAGAGGAGGGGGAAGACGAAGAGGAGGACGAGGACGAAGACGAGGACGAAGAAGAGAUUGUCGACCCCAAGGAGACUCUUGAGGAAGAAUGCAAAAACUCUGCUCAAUGUGCCCCCGCCAAGCACCACUUCGACGAGUGUGUUGAGCGUGUUCAGCACCAAGAGAGCGAAGGCGAGGCCAAAGAGGAUUGCGUCGAGGAGUUCUUCCAUCUUGCCCACUGCGCCAGCGGGUGUGCCGCUCCCAAGCUGUGGUCUAAGCUCCGAUAA